CGGCGACCAGACCCUGCCGCCUUGCCUUGGAAGCCGCGUGUGUGAUUUACUUUCUGACAAAUUUUGGUGCAUUGAAAUAAUCCUUCUAAUACGACGGUGAAAAACGAUGGGUCUUCGAUGGGGGACGCUUCGUUUGGCAGCCCUGUGGGCGUUGUUUGUGUGCUUGCAGCUUGCGGGUGGUUCUCCCUUCUUCGGUGUGUCAGUUCAGGGAGGCUUCCAAGCAGAAGCUGACAUAGCAGUGGCAGCACGAGCUAUUCGGUUGGUGGCCGAAUCGUCCCAGCAAUCGAUGGUAACCUUUUCGACGAAGCUACCGUUAAAUACCGCAGUCCACAGCGUUACCGCCGGCGCCGUACUGCAGCUUAACACUAUUGCUCUUACCAACGUCGCCAACCUUACCGAUCGCAUAAGCUGGGCAGCGAUCAACAAAACCAACCCACCGGCCGAAGUGUUCUCAACGUUGAAAACUGUUUACACUGAUGUUGUAACCAGCAUGCAACAAGCAGCACCCGCCGCCAUCGAAUUGAUUACCGCCUAUUCCGCUGCCAAUGGUGCCGCGAUUGCGAGAUCCAGCAACAACGUUUUGCUUAUCUUGGCCGACAUUUCCAAAAGCCUAUCGCUGUUCAGCAGCACCAUCGACACGUUUCCCACCCCAAUAACAGCGAAGGAAGUGUUUGAGAAGCUAACCAAAUCUCAAAUUGCCAACAUUGUCGGGGCACUGGAUGCACUUAGGGCCGAGCUAACGGUGCUGGCCGGUAAGCUGAAGGAUACGGCAAUGACGCUGACCGACUCGGACGCGCUCAUCUCGAACUACAUCAGCAUGCUGUCUCAAGCAUUUGGUAAUAUUGACUUUAGCCUGUCGAACGUGUUCAACAGGUUGAGUGGGCUGUCGGCAGAUUUCGAGAGGCAACUGCGAGCCUCAGAAUCUACCAUUAUGAAUGAUGUGCAGUCAUUCAACGCGAAGAUCACCGUUUUCAAGGACAACAUUAUCGCCCCAGCGGCUAGUCAGAUCCUGUCGAUCACGAGAAUUUUCAGCGAGAAGUACAGCGAAUCCUACACGAUUAUAAAGCCGAACGUCGAGGAUCGGCUACAGCUGGUGGAAGAUACCGCCACCGAUACGGUGCUGAAUGCGGUGCAGAAUUUGCUCUUUACCACCUAUCGCGUGCUGGACAGUGCAAUGCGCCGCAUUCCGAAUGCGCCCGCGCUGGGGAAACCUUGUGCCAGCGAGUUUAUCAACCCUUACGUGCAGAAUUUGUCCUCCAACAUGGCUUCAUCGCUUACCGGUUGCAUCUCUUCCACGGCCGCCCAGGUGGAAGCGGUGCUUCGGGCGCAACUUCAAGCAAUCGGUGCGCUGGUAAAGGACCGACAGGCAUACUUCAAGAUGUGGAACGACGCCAUUAACGGAGUCAGCACUACCUCCGACGUUACUACAAGAACUGUCGCCUUCAUAAAGCUGACUGCGCGCACGGCUAAUCUACAGCUCGAUACUCAGGGGCCAAUGUUGGCGACCCUGUUUUCAAUCUACGCACAGUUGGUGUCCAAUCUGGAUGCUAUACUUAACCGCAACAAACUGUGUAUUACACUCAAAAGUGCAGAACUGUCUGCCCAGCUGGUUAUGGCCUCGACAAGCUUCAACACUUGUAUAGAUAGUUAGAAUAUCUUGUAAGUUGGAGAGAUAUCUCAACUUAGAUUGUUGCAAACUAUGCAAUCAUAUUACGAACUACAUGGCGCUAUGCACGAAUAGUUUACAAUUUUACCGUUACUUAUUUUAAUCAUGAGUAAAUUAAAAGUAAACUCAUCACAAAAUUAA
Anopheles coluzzii is the source of this 1807-nucleotide messenger RNA. RefSeq lists its product as uncharacterized. Bases 107 to 1651 code for a protein of 514 amino acids. NCBI's taxonomy places the organism in Eukaryota, Metazoa, Arthropoda, Insecta, Diptera, Culicidae. The record is from RefSeq and is a predicted model, not a curated record. The transcript has 3 exons.